AUGUUCGCGUCUCUCCUGCGCCCGCAAGGCCCGUCGCCCAGUCGCGUCCACGCCCGCCUGCUGGCAUCGCCCACCACUGCCUCGACCCCCAGCCCCAUUGCUCCCCGACGCAUCCGCCUGCAGCCAUCCCAACCCGCGCCGUCCGACCAGCCCGACGACCACUCUGCCGACGACGAGCCCGAGCCCGACCGUGCCGCUCCGUUGCUGCCCAUCUUCUCUGCUCCCCAUCUAGACUCGCUGCCCGUCUACUAUCUCACCCUCGACCUGCGCCUGCUUGUCGCCUCGCGAUGCGAAACCACCCUGACCUGGGAGCAGCUGCGCUCCCCGCAGGUCUCGCAGUUUCUCCUCAAGCCCAUCCAGCAAAUCAUCCACAAUGCCCAUCUCUCGCGCGCCACUCUCUUCGCCCUCAUGGCCAACUGUCUCCAGUUCCGCAAGGAGGCCGACCUCAAGCCCGGCAUCAGCGGCGCCAGCCACACUAGAGCCAUGGUGUGCGAGCUGCUCGCCAUCAAGCUGCUCAAAGAGUACACCACCCGCGAGCUGAUUGACGCCCUGUCCUACGACUUCCACCCCCUGCAAGGCCAGUCGCCUCCGUCGACAAGCAGCGACCUCCACGCUGCCCCCGCCUGGCAUCCCCGGAACCGCGACCACCACGAACUGUUUAAGGGCAUCCGCAUCUCCUGCCUGGAGAUCGCCAUCCGCGCUCAGGCCAAGCGCUUUUUGGCCCAUCCCUUGGUCGUCCAGCAGCUAGAGGCCAUCUGGGCCGGCACAAUCGUCUUUCAUUACGCCGCCGACCAUCUGCACCGCCAGCCCAGCGGUUUCUUGACCCCACGCUCCCAAUACGGCUCGUUCAAUAGUGGUGCAAUGAACGCCUUGAACCAGGCACAUACCGCUUCCAAAGGCGUAGUGAGACGGUCCGCCUCUCUCUAUGAUCCGCGGAACGCCUCGUUGUUCAAGCUGUCCCGCCUGCGCGUCCCACGAUAUCGCCAAUUCCUGUCGACCUGCUCAUUCGCCAUGCUCCUGUUGCUCUUCCUUACCGUCGUCCAGAAGCGCUCGUUCGAACUCGGCUCGCUAGAGCUGAUCUUUUGGUUUUGGAGCGCCGGCUUCAUGCUGGACGAAAUCGUGGGCUUCAAUGAGCAAGGCUUCAGCCUCUACCUAAUGAGCUUCUGGAAUACCUUUGAUGUCGGCAUUCUUUUUUUGCUAUUUUGUUACUAUUGUCUUCGAUUAUAUAGCGUCAUACUCGUCGAUCACGACAUUGCAAAUACCGCCUACGACGUUUUAGCAACAACUGCCGUUCUCCUAGUCCCCAGGCUUUUCUCCGUUCUAGACCACUACCGUUAUUUUUCCCAGCUUCUCAUCGCGUUUCGCAUGAUGGCGGCAGAUCUCUUGGCCGUCCUUAUCUUAAUCAUAAUUGCUUGCAGUGGAUUUUUCGUCGCCUUCACAUUUUCCUUUGGGCACGGAGACUCUCCCAGCUCUGUCGCCUAUGCUCUUUUCCAGAUGAUCAUGGGCUUUACACCAGCAGCGUGGCAACUUUGGGAUCGCUACAAUUUUCUCGGAAAAGCUAUCUUAACAUUGUUUCUAUUUAUUUGUCAUUUCCUUGUCGUCACUAUUCUUAUUACUGUCCUCACAAACUCUUUUAUGGCGAUUGUGCAAAAUGCAAACGAGGAACAUCAGUUUCUCUUUGCCGUAAACACAAUAUCGAUGGUCAAAUCCGACGCCCUCUUUUCGUACGUGGCACCGACAAACGUUCUCGCCUGGAUCAUUACCCCCUUGCGCUUUAUAAUGCCUUUCCGAAAUUUUAUCAAGCUUAACAGGACUGUGAUAAAGGCUACACAUUUUCCAAUACUCUUCUCAAUAUAUUUCUACGAAAGGGCUGUCCUGUGCUCCGUAGUGUUUGAGCCGACCGAUCUUGUCGAUAGACCAUUUCACCCCAAUCAUGUCAAGGCGGAAAAUAGUAGGUUCGAAGCCUUCACACCUGGAAACACUUUUCGCUUACGGGAGCCUUCUAUUGCAACCCAUCAAAAGGACGAGGCCCUGGAAGAAGUAUUUCGUCGACCAUUUCAGCAAUCCACAAAGAGGCAGAGCACACGUCUUCGAGGCCCACCAAGAUCGGUGGUCAGUGAUUGGAUGCGAGACAUCGGCCCAGAUGGCAUCGCUGCCCCUCCCGAAGAGGAAAACCAUCAUGUGCUUGCGCGAUUAGAACAGCGCCGAAAAAUCCGCUUUCCGGGCAGGCAGAGACGGCUCAAAGAGACGAGAUUUGGUGCUCCCUCUAUAGGGCGAUCUGCUGCUUCAGACCCCGAGGAAUUCUUAACACAUAGGAACACGCCCACUACCAACGAAGAAUAUGGCCAUCCACUCGGCAGACAGCUGACCCGCCAAACAGAUGUAGAAGGCGACGACGAGCUUAGUAGUAACCAGAACCAGGAGGACGAUAUCUCGAGCCGCCACCAGAGUUCCCCUGGCAUCGAUAUGGAACAGCAAGAAACCCUGUUUACCCCCGAAAAUCCUGUACCUGUUAUGUCGCCAAAUCGAACCUCCCGCCCUUCCACAGCUAAACGAUUAUCUCGAAGAAACAGCCCCAUUCGCAGGCCGGUCACACCGCGUCGCCGUCACACCAGGAAUCUGUCCAGUGCCACUGUGCUUUAUAACCCACUUGACCCGUGGGCUGAGAACGACAGUCCGCGCUCCCAUUUGGCAAAGGCAUCGAGCAAGAGCCCGCGGACAAAGAGCGGAACAAACACUCCAAUUUCCCCCAGGGAGCAGAUCAUGCAAGCACGACCACGACCAAUUUAUCCGUUGAAAGCUGAGGCACGAUCUGUUCCUGACUUCAGUGGGACUGGCUUGUUCCACCACAGCCGGGAUCACCGAUCGUCUUUCACGAUGGGCCUUGGCUCUGAUAUCGGUGACAAUAAGGCCGUUGGUGGCGGAUUUGUGGGAGGCGUACCGGCUAGUUUUGCGACGCAGAUGGCUUUUGCCACGGGUGGCCUGCAACGGCGUAAUUCAAAUAACGACCGCCGGGACACCCUGAAUAGAUUGGUUCUGGCAAGAAUGAAGACUCUUGAAGAAAGCUUUCGAGAACUGGUUCAAGAGGUAAAAGACGCCCGUCGACAACAAAAGCCCUUAACGGCUAGCCAGCCAAGUGGAGGACUAAAAGUGAAGGCAUCGCCCGCCGAAAAUAAACAUGGUGGUAAUUCUGAUUUACAGUUUGAUAAUGAUGACUCUUAA
Molecule: messenger RNA, 3222 nt
Organism: Ophidiomyces ophidiicola
Lineage: Eukaryota; Fungi; Ascomycota; Eurotiomycetes; Onygenales; Onygenaceae
Exons: 2
Coding region: 1-3222 (1073 amino acids)
Source: RefSeq, a predicted model, not a curated record